Messenger RNA from Hylaeus anthracinus, 911 nucleotides. It is a transcript of the gene Blos1, whose product is annotated as biogenesis of lysosome-related organelles complex 1 subunit 1. The transcript has 4 exons. The record is from RefSeq and is a predicted model, not a curated record. The coding region runs from base 380 to 766 and encodes 128 amino acids. Gene Ontology annotation, cellular component: BLOC-1 complex. Gene Ontology annotation, biological process: endosomal transport. Lineage: Eukaryota; Metazoa; Arthropoda; Insecta; Hymenoptera; Colletidae.
UUAUUAGAACACGGAGUCCUAGCAUAUUUAACCGUUGUUUAUUGGUUGAGAUUUUAAGGACAUCUUAAUUGUUGAGAUAUUGUUGGAACACUGAUGAUUGGUACGACGUUUUAAGCAGUAUUCACAAGAGUUUCAUUCUUCGAAGUAAAUAGAUAUCAAAUUACCAGAUUGACAUGUAUCUUUGAAAUCGAUAAGCAACAUUUAAUACAAAUAAUUGUUAAUGGAUUUGUAUGUAUUUUGAAAUAAAUGUAAAUCGUACGUGAAAUAAAUAGACUCCCUUUGUGUGAUUAAUUAUCAAUUUGUAAAUAAGAACAUCUUCGACGUGUUACGAAUGUAACCUACAAAUAGUGUUAGGAGGUGUAUUUAUUUAUUAACGAAGAUGUUAUCUACGAUUGUAAAAGAGCAUCAAAGUAAACAGGCAGCAAGAAAAGAGAGGCAAGAACAAAAACGAAGAGAAGCUGUUCAAGCCGCGAGUAAUUUGACGCAAGCUUUAGUUGAUCAUUUAAAUGUAGGGGUAGCCCAAGCAUAUCUAAAUCAAAAGAAAUUAGAUGCAGAGGCAAAGCAAUUGCAACAUAGUGCAACGAAUUUUGCAAAACAGACACAAUCUUGGCUGAAUGUGGUAGAAUCUUUUUCGAGUGCAUUGAAAGAAAUUGGUGAUGCAGAAAAUUGGGCACGUAGUAUCGAAGGAGACAUGAGGACUAUAGCUACUGCUUUGGAAUAUUCUUACAAAGCAACUCAAGAAACUCAAGGAGCCAGUGCUACAUAAACAUAUCUGAAGGAUCACAAAUAAGAUUUGAUUGCAAUUUUUUUAUUUAAAAGAAUCAUAGUUAUAAGAAUUAUUGAAUGUUAUGGAAUCUAUCUUAUUUUGAGUUAAUAUUAUGUACUAAAAUAAAUACGAAUAUGUUUUCUUA